UUGAUCAAACGCAGUUUGAAAGCGGAUUAAAAGACGUUUAUAUUGCAGAAAAUAUCGCAGAUGAAAAAGAGAAUAUCCUCAAAUUUAUUUCCAAUCAAAUGAAUGAAUAUCAACCACGCGAUGAUUAUAAAGAGUUAUUGGAACUCAUUCUAAUAUUUUUAGAAGAUGAAUCGUCAGUUAAUAUUAAGUUCAAAGCUCCUGGAGCCACUCAUCACGCCAGGUGGCUUGCAAAAGCCAUUUAUUGUCUUAAAUUGUUCCUGUUUAAACAACAGUUUAAGAUCUCGGCAAUACAAGUUUCGCAACUCAGAGUCAUUUGCUUGUUUAUUGUUAAAAUUUAUGCGAUAUCAUGGUACAGUUACCCUAACCCACUUAAAGCUCCAUAUCAGGAUCUCCAAUUUUUGCAACAAUUGGUUAAAUUUAAAAGUAUCAACCCAAAAGUUUCUCAAGUUGCCACUAAAAAAUUUACCGGGCACUUAUGGUACUUGUCAGAAGAGCUAGCUUCAUUAUCAUUUUUUGAUGAUUCGAUAUCAUUAGAAACUAAAUUGAAAAUGGUACAAGCAAUAAAAAAUAAAGAAAGUCUAGCAGAUAAUAAACGUAUCAAGAUAAGUGAAAAAGAUUUAGAUUUGAUAUGUGAUAGAGAAAUGAGUGAUUUUAUCACUAAAAAAUCAACGACAUUAUUUCAACAGUUCGAAUUACCAAUGGAUUUUCUCGACUUAACGCCAUCAGAAUGGCAAAACGAUCCAAAUUAUAUUCAUUGUCUGGAGAUACUUCGAACUAUCAAAGUUGUAAAUGAUAUUGCUGAACGGGGUGUGGCUUUAAUUAAAGAAUUUAACGAAUUCGCAACUAAAGACGAAGAACAGAAGCAAUAUUUAUUACGUAUAGUACAUGAACACCGAAAAUUAUAUCCCUCCAGUAAUAAAAACAAUUAUUUAGAUUAA
Microplitis mediator is the source of this 938-nucleotide messenger RNA. RefSeq lists its product as uncharacterized. NCBI's taxonomy places the organism in Eukaryota, Metazoa, Arthropoda, Insecta, Hymenoptera, Braconidae. The coding region runs from base 99 to 938 and encodes 279 amino acids. The transcript has 2 exons. The record is from RefSeq and is a predicted model, not a curated record.